AUGUGCUGUCGGCCGGUUCCCCGCCUAUCGACCUGUGACGUACCUGAUCGCCCGCGUCCGCAUCAACAACAAACCGCUGCAACUGCAACAAUGCACAAUGCACCGCACGUCCACGCCCAGCCGUCACCUUUUCCGCGCUUUUCCCUCGAGCAUGCUAAACAAGUCCAUUUGCUCGACUAA
Molecule: messenger RNA, 180 nt
Organism: Bipolaris zeicola 26-R-13
Lineage: Eukaryota; Fungi; Ascomycota; Dothideomycetes; Pleosporales; Pleosporaceae
Exons: 1
Coding region: 1-180 (59 amino acids)
Source: RefSeq, a predicted model, not a curated record